Symbiodinium sp. CCMP2592 is the source of this 336-nucleotide messenger RNA. The record is from the annotation of a GenBank genome assembly. Lineage: Eukaryota; Dinophyceae; Suessiales; Symbiodiniaceae.
AUGGAGGAGUUCGCAGUAUUAUGGCUGCAGCAGCUGGGCCAAGGCGACUUCCACGCUUUGGCAGGCCGGGCCUUGUGCGUUCUCGCAAGGGCGCACAAGGAGCUACCAACGAUUCUUGCCCGCAGCCGCAUUGGUUCUCUGUGGAUGCAGGAGGUCGACGCUUUGACUCAACGCCCCGGGCCUUUCACCUGCAGUCCAGAGGACUUGUCACGAUCCAACUGGCGCUUGGGUCAGAUGCCUUCAGAGGAUGCGGUAGAGCUGGUCCACCACGUGGUGAGCUUGUGCCCGGAGCAACGUCAAGCAGAGGAGUCGAACUCGGACUAUUUGGAGAUGUAG